CUACCUGACGAGGAAUACACAACCAACAUGGCAGAUGCACAACGCAGCCUGACGGCACCCUUUCCACCGCCUCCGCCUUUCUGGAAACACUUCACGACAGAGAACAUCGAGAAACUGGAAAAGAUUAAGAAGGAGUCUAAUAUUCCAAGGACUUUUAAAGGCAAGAAAUGGCACCCAAGUGAGCUGCGAGCGUUGGAUGUACCACCUGAGCUUCGCUAUUUGAUUCCGCCUGAACCUCCGACAGAAGGUUCAUACGCCGUUUUUGGGGAGUUGCAAAGCCUAUCGACAAAUCUGCCCUCUCUAAACGAACAGGGUAUUGAACAACUGUACCCCGACGUCCCUACGACUAACGGCGGAAAGGACGAUCCCAACGGCGGCCAACCAUUAAACCAUGCAUAUUAUCUCUUAAAAAUCAGCAAGUCCCUCUUACUGAACUUUUUGGAAUUUGUUGGUGUCCUCUCUAUAGCCCCCGAAGAUUUCGAAGCGAAACUAGGUGAUCUACGGAAUCUAUUCAUCAAUGCGCACCACCUUCUCAAUCUGUACAGACCACACCAAGCUAGGGAAUCGCUAAUAUUGAUGAUGGAAGAACAAUUGGAGAGUGCACGGAGCCAGAUACAGGAGAUGGAUGACGUGAAGAAUCGGGUUGAGAGGUUGUUGGAACAGUUGACGACAGAGGGUCUGGAUGCGCAACAAUCUUCAUUUCAAGGGUCGAACCAUGAAGCAAAUACUGUGGAAUUCGAUAACAAGGCAGUGGAAGAGGCGCGAAAGUUGUGGGAUUUGCUGAAGGAUGAAGAUGAUUGAUGAUUCCGAUGGUGGCCCUUGGCUCGAUUCUGAGCAAGGCGCGUAUUGAUCUACUCUACGUACUUGACAAGUACACCAAUUUGCGACGACGUACCCUCGUGAUUAUUCUUCGAUCGUGGAAAGGACCGGCCUCUCAGUUUUUUGGGCGAUAGCUCGGAGAUAAGAUAAUCCGAUUCAAUCACGUGGUCGCUAAGCUGCCAAGCUCCAAAAUCAAAGCUUUCGAAGCA
This is a messenger RNA of Talaromyces stipitatus ATCC 10500, 1028 nucleotides long. Its product is annotated as RNA polymerase II mediator complex protein (Med7), putative. The coding region runs from base 28 to 801 and encodes 257 amino acids. The transcript is spliced from 2 exons. Gene Ontology annotation, biological process: regulation of transcription by RNA polymerase II. The record is from RefSeq and is a predicted model, not a curated record. Lineage: Eukaryota; Fungi; Ascomycota; Eurotiomycetes; Eurotiales; Trichocomaceae. Gene Ontology annotation, cellular component: core mediator complex; mediator complex. Gene Ontology annotation, molecular function: transcription coregulator activity.